AUGACAAAGGAAAUUGAUAAAGCCACAAGGAAACAGCCAAAGAAACAGCAUCUUGGAACAUCUUGGAAUCUGACAUUUUGGAAUAUCUUGGAAUCUUGCAUCUUGGAACAGCCGUCUGCAUCAGACGGCAUAGAUGAAAAACUAUUGAUGGAACAAAUUACAUUGGAAGUAGUGGUAGUAGUAGCAGUAGUUUUAGGAUCUGAUCUAGCAAAAGAAAAGGUCAGUGGGAACUUUACUUCCUUCAGGUCAGUAGGAACUUUACUUCCUUCAGGUCAGUGGGAACUUUACUUCCUUCAGGUCAGUAGGAACUUUACUUCCUUCAGGAAUCACGUUUUUCUUUUCCUGCCGGUGGUGUCACAGCCUCUCUUCAUCCUGCCGGUGGUGUCACAGCCUCUCUUCAUCCUGCUGGUGGUGUCACAGCCUCUCUUCAUCCUGCCGGUGGUGUCACAGCCUCUCUUCAUCCUGCCGGUGGUGUCACAGCCUCUCUUCAUCCUGCUGGUGGUGUCACAGCGUCUCUUUAUCCUGCCGGUGGUGUCACAGCGUCUUUUCAUCCUACCGGUGGUGUCACAGCGUCUUUUCAUCCUACCGGUGGUGUCACAGCGUCUCUUCAUCCUACCGGUGGUGUCACAGCGUCUCUUCAUCCUACCGGUGGUGUCUCAGCGUCUCUUCAUCCUACCGGUGUUGUCACAGCCUCUCUUCAUCCUGCCGGUGGUGUCACAGCGUCUCUUCAUCCUACCGGUGUUGUCACAGCGUCUCUUCAUCCUGCCGGUGGUGUCACAGCGUCUCCUCAUCCUGCCGGUGGUGUCACAGUCUCUCCUCAUCCUGCCGGUGGUGUCACAGCAUCUCUUCAUCCUACCGGUGGUGUCACAGCGUCUCUUCAUCCUGCCGGUGGUGUCACAGCGUCUCCUCAUCCUGCCGGUGGUGUCACAGCAUCUCUUCAUCCUACCGGUGGUGUCACAGCGUCUCUUCAUCCUGCCGGUGGUGUCACAGUCUCUCCUCAUCCUGCCGGUGGUGUCACAGCGUCUCUUCAUCCUACCGGUGGUGUCACAGCAUCUCUUCAUCCUACUGGUGGUGUCACAGCCUCUCCUCAUCCUGCCGGUGGUGUCACAGCGUCUCUUCAUCCUACCGGUGGUGUCACAGCCUCUCCUCAUCCUGCCGGUGGUGUCAAAGCUUCUCCUCUUCUGA
This is a messenger RNA of Procambarus clarkii (red swamp crayfish), 1185 nucleotides long. The record is from RefSeq and is a predicted model, not a curated record. NCBI's taxonomy places the organism in Eukaryota, Metazoa, Arthropoda, Malacostraca, Decapoda, Cambaridae.